ACCUUUUAUUCACAAAGUAAUUUGUCUCUUUCUCAAAAUCUAUCUCAAAGCAAGUGCCUUCUCUUCAUUUAUAGUGGGAUUCGAUUACAGAAGACAGAGACAGAAACGUCUAUGGAAGAUUGUUAGCUAAUUGUAAUCUAAAGAGAGAGAGAUAGAGAUGGGAGGUUGCGUGUCGACACCAAAGAGCUGUGUGGGAUCAAAGCUGAGGAGGUCAAGUAAGCGAAGGAAGAGUCGUAAAAGACGAAAGCUUCAAAGGAAGAGAGCUGCCGCAGCCUCUUCUCGUCUCUCUGACAACAAUCUCGAUCAUCCUCGCAGCAGCAACCUCCCAACUCCCAGUUUCAGAGCAAGUGGAGAAGAAGCAUGGUUUGAAUCCAAUGUAGCCUUUGAAACAGAUUGUGAUGAUGAUUUCCACAGCGUCAAUGAAGAUAACUUGUCUGGAGGUGAGCUUUCAUCAGUUUCUAGUACUACGACUACCACAUCAUCAACAGGAGAAUCUGACUCAAACUCAAACGAAUCCAUGUCACCGUCGAAAUUAGACGACACAAACCAGCCUGAUUCCAUAGACUCAUCAUCUGAAGAUGAAGGAGGACACUUGCCGAGUAACUGUUUGCCUUGUCUGAAUCCUAUAAGUGUUGUUCCUUGUGUUGAAAAAGGAAGGUCUCUUAGCGCUAGUCCUCCAAGUUCCAGGAAAAAAACGUCUCUUAGACUUUCUUAUAAAUGGAGAGAAGGUCAUGCUUCAGGGGCCUUGUUUCUUUCUAAACUACAGUUGAAGAGACCAGUAGCAGGUUCUCAGGUUCCUUUCUGUCCAAUCGACAAGAAAAUUCUAGAUUCUUGGACGACAAUCGAGCCAAAUAGCUUCCGUGUUCGUGGCAAAACUUAUCUAAGGGAUAAGAAGAAAGAGUUUGCAGCUAGCCAUGCUGCGUAUAAUCCUUUUGGUGUCGAUGUUUUCUUAUCAGAACAUAAAAUAAACCAUAUUGCACAAUAUGUCAAGCUUCCUGUUACUACCACAUCCACAAAACUCCCAUCUCUACUUGUUGUUAAUGUUCAGCAGAUUCCAUUGUAUCCAACUACAAUCUUUCAAGGUGAAACUAAUGGAGAAGGAAUGAAUAUUGUUUUAUACUUCAAACUUUCGGAUAAUUAUUCAAAGGAACUUCCUCUUCACUUUCAAGAAAGUAUUCAGAGAUUAAUAGAUGACGAGGUUGAGAAAGUUAAAAGCUUCCCUAUGGAUGCAACAGCGCCUUUCAGAGAUCGCCUUAAGAUAUUGGGACGUGUUGCCAAUGUAGAUGAUCUGCAUAUGAGUGGUCCAGAGAAGAAGCUGAUGCAGGCUUACAACGAGAAGCCUGUUCUUUCGCGUCCACAGCACGAGUUCUACUCGGGUGAAAAUUACUUUGAGAUUGAUAUUGAUAUGCAUAGAUUCAGUUAUAUAUCCCGGAAAGGGUUUGAAACAUUCAUCGACAGACUCAAGAUCUGUGUUCUUGAUGUUGGUCUCACAAUUCAGGGGAACAAACCAGAGGAGCUACCAGAGCAGAUUUUGUGUUGUGUCAAGCUAAAUGGGAUUGAUUUCAUGAACUAUCAUCAGUUAACUCAAGAACUCUUAUAA
Messenger RNA from Eruca vesicaria subsp. sativa (arugula), 1600 nucleotides. NCBI's taxonomy places the organism in Eukaryota, Viridiplantae, Streptophyta, Magnoliopsida, Brassicales, Brassicaceae. The record is from the annotation of a GenBank genome assembly.